This is a messenger RNA of Pelodiscus sinensis (Chinese soft-shelled turtle), 2574 nucleotides long. It is a transcript of the gene THPO, whose product is annotated as thrombopoietin. Gene Ontology annotation, biological process: thrombopoietin-mediated signaling pathway; positive regulation of ERK1 and ERK2 cascade; cell population proliferation. Gene Ontology annotation, cellular component: extracellular region. Gene Ontology annotation, molecular function: hormone activity; cytokine activity. The record is from RefSeq and is a predicted model, not a curated record. NCBI's taxonomy places the organism in Eukaryota, Metazoa, Chordata, Testudines, Trionychidae.
GGGCUCUUCACUCGCUUGUGGGCCCACUGCAGUGGCUACUCUGGCCCAGGCUGGAGCUCCUGCUGGCAUGCUCCCGGCCCUCCUGCUGCCCCUCCAGAUCCCAGACCACCUGCCCGGAUCCUCUAUGACACUCCAGGUGAUGCCAAGAGCAGCCCCUGAGCCCUGACUGGGUCACUGGGGCGACCCGCCAGCUGCGCAGACAUCCCUCCGGGCCUCCAGCCGCACAGAGCCAGCGCCAGGCCCCCAGCUUGCGUGACGUCCCCAGUCUGGGGCACGACUGUUUCCACCUCUCCCGAAGCCAGCCGUGCUGUGAGAGCAGGUGGGCUAGAGACGCAGCCCCAGACGGACGUGGGGCUUGCCCGGCUCCUUGCCCAGCGCGUGCAGAGGGGGGCUGGCGAGGUCGGCGCACGGCACGCGCUGUGUCGCGGGCCAGCGGGUGAGCACAGCAAGGCGGCUGCCUCCAAGUUCCCAGCCGUGUGCACGACUCCAGCGCUGCAAGCCAAGGAGGAAGCCGGGGGAGGCAGGAAGCCUUCCCAAGGGUUCGCGCUGUGUCCCGGUGCCUUUCCUCCGAGGUCCAGCAGCACAACAGGAAGCCUGGCUGCGGUCACUCGGCAGCGGGAGCGACCCUGAGAGCCGUGUGGCGUCACUCCGGGGCUCUCCCGUCGCCUCCUCUGCGUCAGGUCCUUGUGCCCUGCCAGGAGCCUGGGCUAACGCUGCCCUAAAUGGAAGCCGGUCGGGAGCAGGGGAGCAGCCGCUGGCCCUGGGGUAGAAGAUGUAGUGCGGAGACGGCCAGCCUAGCAUGGAGCUGAACAGGCUGCUGCUCCUCACAGCCUUCCUCCUCCACAUCAAGCUGUCCAGGAUGGGUCCGGCCCGGCUGGUCUGUGACAACCGGCUGAUCCUGAAAUACAUCAGCGAAGCCAAGGACAUGGAGAAGAGAGUGAGCCAGUGCCAGGAGCUGCCCCCACUAACCCAGCCCCUUCCACUGCCCAUGGUGGAUUUCAGCCUCCUGGAAUGGAAAUUGAAGACAAAUGAGACAAAAAGGCAGGAAAUCGUCUGUCACCUGGCGCUGCUGGUGGAUGCGGUGACGGCUGCACAGGACCAAGUGAAGCAGGAGUGUGCGGCUGCCUUGCUAGGGCAGCUCUACAAGAAAGCCAACUCCUUCCUCUUGCUCCUGCAGACCUUCAGCUGGCAGGUCAGCGCCUGGCAGCCGGACUGCGCCUCCUGGACAACCCCACAGAGCCACCCCAGCGUGAUCUUCCUGGUCUACAGGCAGCUCGUGCAAGGCAAGCUUCGCUUCUUCUUCCACGACCUGGCAAAGGAUUUCUGCCAGGAAGGGAGCCAGGGGAGUGCCAGAGCCCCUGAGCACCCCAUGUCCUCAGCUGCCGCGAGGGGACCAUGAAAGCCCUGCCUGCUGAUGGGGGCAUCCACCAGGCUACAGGGGGAGAGAGGGUGGGAAGGAAAUAGAUCCUGCCCCCUGCUCUCUAGAGAUGGGGGAGAUCAGGGCGGAGAGGGCUCUGCUGGAGCGGAGGAGAGAUGGCAGAGGACCAGAAAGGUGGCUCCUUCAGCCACAGAGAGACCCCACUGCUGGGUCACUCAGUGUCCACCCAGAGCGAAGACUUGAGAGCGGAGCAAAAAAGGGCCUGGUCCCUGAGAGACUGGAGGGGCCCGAGACGACGAUUCUCAGCUCUGCCCAACCCAGGAAAAGGGAGGGAUCUGCUCUCUGGAGAGAGCACCACUGGACGCAUGGUGAGGCAGGCUCUGUGGCAUGGGGCCUCUGAACCCAGCCAGCCCAAGUGCAACGUGCGCAGCACCAGAGAACUCGCCACCGCGCCAGGGCACGUGAGAGCCGACUUGCUCCCCAUUUGGCCCUGCACCACGGGGCAGGGGACUCGCAGUCCCAGGGGAGCAGCUGUCAGAACGCAGAUGGGGACUCGCACACUUGCAGCCCCGAGGUUCGUGUCCUGUCUCUGGGCAUGGGCCCAGCCCCCCGCAUAGCCCAUACUGAUGCACUCGCUCAUGGCGACGGUGGAAGAGGAAAAGGCAAGGGAGUUACGGGGUCUUGGACCAGGAAAACAUCUUACGAUUAAAGAGCUUAUUUUUCUAAAGAGCCCUGUGAUCGCAGAGGAAAGCUCUUCAGCAGAAGGGAAGCUUUGAGAGCUGGGCCUAGCACUGGGACGCAGGCCUGCUGGGGACCCAUGCCUGGGGGUGCCAGCCUUUUUAUUCUGGGGCUUCAGUGAGAAAUAGACUCUUCCAUCCCCCUCCUCAGGGGUCCUGUUCAGGCAAGGCUCCAGCCCAUCCGGGAGAACAGCCCCACCCUCACUUGAGCAAGGUAUCCAGCGCCCCCCUGUGGCCCCUGCAAAAACAGCAGGAGUGCCUUUCCCAAAGUGGCACACACACUUUCUCCUAGCCUGGCCCGUUACCCAUCUCGCAGGCAUCUCCCCUUCCAUCCUGGCCAUGCCGCAAUUUCUAGGCUGAAUUACAUGGAAGGGGACAGUGUUAGGAGACUAAGGCCGCGUCUAUGCUACAGCAGCCGGGCUACAGCAAUGCUGCUGUCAUACAAAAGCUUCCCACAAU